Messenger RNA from Cuculus canorus (common cuckoo), 1229 nucleotides. RefSeq names its product NPC intracellular cholesterol transporter 2 (gene NPC2). The record is from RefSeq and is a predicted model, not a curated record. Gene Ontology annotation, molecular function: cholesterol binding. Lineage: Eukaryota; Metazoa; Chordata; Aves; Cuculiformes; Cuculidae. Gene Ontology annotation, biological process: intracellular cholesterol transport; cholesterol efflux. The coding region runs from base 73 to 525 and encodes 150 amino acids. The transcript is spliced from 4 exons.
GCGGAGCGGAUCCCCCGGGAGCGGCCUCGCUCAUGUGACGCCGCGCAGGAGCCGCCGGUCCCCGCUGCAGCCAUGGCGCCGUCCCCGCUCGCUCUGCUCCUGGCGUUGGGCGCCGCCGCCACCGCCCUGGCCGAGCCCCUCCGCUUCGUCGACUGCGGUUCCAAAGACGGCAGCAUCCAAGAGGUGAACGUGAGCCCCUGUCCCACGCAGCCCUGCUUGCUCCACAAAGGGACAUCCUACAGCAUCAACGUCACCUUCGCCAGCAAGAUCGAAAGCCAGGGCAGCAAAGCGAAGGUGUACGGUGAGAUGCUGCAUGUGGACAUACCCUUUCCCAUUCCUGAGCCUGAUGGGUGCAAGUCUGGGAUCAAGUGCCCCAUUCAGAAGGGCCAUUCCUACAGCUACCUGAAUAAACUCCCUGUGAAGAGCGAGUACCCCAGUAUUAAACUCAUAGUGAAGUGGGAACUGGUGGAUGACCAGGACCAGAUGCUGUUCUGCUGGAAGAUACCAGUGCAGAUCACCAGCUGAGGAGCCCUGCCAUUAGCAGGGCUUGGGGAGGGGAAAACCAGAAGACAAUACAGGCCAAAUUCUUUUAUAUAAUAGCAUUUCUUACUGAUUCCUCCAGAGUUCUGUAGCUUCUGAGCAGCCAGUACUGUUUCUGCAAGGUCAUCUGUGUGCAGAGGGCUCGUACCCCAUUUGGAUCCCCCUGAGGUGUUCUUGCAGCAUCUCAAGGGGGAGCAGGGUCUGCUGCAGGAGUGACUGAGCAUUGUCCUCUGGUUGCUCUGCGGAGGUACUUCAGUUGUUUGAGAUGGAGCUCCUGUCCUCAUAAAGGAUUUUUCUCUGCAAUGAACCUGGCUAGUGUCUGAGCUGUUACCUAGUAACCUUUCAGUGCCUCUUCUAGAAUGCCGGCUGCAUCCACUUUUCUGGACUUCUGUUGCAACUGGGAUGCCCCCGAGACCUGCAUAUGCCAUCCAUGCAGCUGAAGGAGAGGAGACUUUCCAUGAGCUGGCAGCCUGCUGUGUCCUGGGUCCCUGCUUGAGCCAGCAGGACUGCAGGUGGGAAAAAACUUCCAUUUUGUGGAUGCAAAGCCAAAUGGCAUUCAAUGUCUCUGCAGGGAUGACUCUUCCUCUAACCAGUGGUUUGCACUACUGCUAUUUUGGAGCUGCUGGGAGCUCCUGAACCUUUUUAUAACUUUCCUUUUAAUAAAGCCUAGACAAAAUCUUUUUGCGUUG